This is a messenger RNA of Thlaspi arvense, 1352 nucleotides long. The record is from the annotation of a GenBank genome assembly. Lineage: Eukaryota; Viridiplantae; Streptophyta; Magnoliopsida; Brassicales; Brassicaceae.
GGACCAAAUUGUUUAAUCGCAAAACUAUGGUAACCAAAUUAAGAAGAAUGCAGAUUCUUUGGGUGAGAAUUGAGAAGAAUACAUUUUCAUUACGUCGACGACGCCAAGCAAGUCUUUUCGCAGGAACAUUUUCUGAAUGGAUUCUCGGAAUUUUCUCUCAUUUUCCCUCUGCCUUAUCCUGAUCUUCCCUCUGGUUUCAUCUGCUUCUAUCCGCUUCCUCCCUCGAUUGAGUAAUAAUAGAGAUGGGUCUGUGAUUAAGCAGAAAAGGAGUUCUUCCUCUCUAAAUUUUGAUCCAAGUCGUGUCACUCAGCUCUCUUGGACCCCUAGGGUCUUUUUAUACAAGGGACUUUUAACAGAUGAGGAAUGUGAUCACUUUAUCAGCUUGGCGAAAGGAAAGCUUGAGAAGUCAAUGGUUGCGGAUAAUGAUUCAGGUGAGAGCGUAGAAAGUGAAGUACGCACAAGUUCUGGAAUGUUUCUGUCCAAAAGACAGGAUGAUGUGGUAGCUAAUGUCGAAUCAAAGCUUGCUGCGUGGACCUUUCUCCCUGAGGAAAAUGGGGAAUCCAUGCAGAUACUUCACUAUGAGAACGGUCAGAAAUAUGAACCGCACUUUGACUACUUUCACGACCAGGUGAACUUACAGCUCGGUGGUCAUCGGAUCGCCACAGUGUUGAUGUACUUGUCCAAUGUCGAAAAGGGCGGUGAAACAGUGUUUCCCAUGUGGAAGGGUGAAACAGUUCAACCUAAAGACGAUAGCUGGACCGAAUGUGCAAAACAGGGCUAUGCAGUGAAACCGAGGAAAGGGGACGCAUUGCUCUUCUUCAAUCUUCAUCCGAAUGCAACCACAGAUCCGAGCAGCUUACAUGGAAGCUGUCCAGUGGUUGAAGGAGAGAAAUGGUCAGCAACAAGAUGGAUUCACGUUAAGUCAUUCGACAAACCGAUUCUGAGGACAUAUGGGUGCGUGGACGAGAACGAGAGCUGCCCAAAAUGGGCAGAAGCAGGGGAAUGCGUGAGGAAUCCAGCGUACAUGGUGGGUUCAGAAACAGACCGUGGAUACUGCAGAAAGAGUUGCAAAGCGUGUUCUUCUUAAGACCUACUGAAAUAAAAAAAAACUCUUAUUAAAAAGGUCAAAUUUUUUGUAUAGCCCAUUCUGGGUAAGGUCAAUAGAAGGAAAAAAUAUAGAACAAGACUACAAAAUAAUCCUGAUCCUUAUGUUUUCAUGUUCAGUUAUGUUUCCCUAUGGGUUUAUAAUUAGAGCAAACACUUAAUAAUAAAUAAGUUCAGUUUAUUUUAAUGGUCAGCAACACUCAAGCAAGCAAUACAUGAUAACUGAAUUAUGUAUUAAUGUAGUGUAC